UUGCACAACCACAAAAUUGACUAUAUCAUAAAAACUUAAUUUAAGGUUAGGCAUUAGGAUAGCAGUGUGGUUAAUGUUAACGUUGGCGUUAGGUUUAAAAUCAUAUUUAAACAAGAUACUUUUUAGAGAUGGGCGGAGUUUAUGACUUUGUGGCUGUGGUAACUAGUGACGACAGUAGAAAGCUCGAGAUUCAACAUGGCCACUUACAUGAUAAUGCUGGGUGCUUGUAAGCAGACUUCUAAAAACGGCGCAAUCUUGUCGAGAAAUUACCCCAAUAUGUUUAAAACGGGGACCGUGCGAUCUCUCGUUAGCGAGUCAUCUAACUGGACUGGAAUGGUGACCAAAAGGUCUUAUUCUACAAACGGUACGCUUAGGAAAACAUUAUGCAACGGCCGCUUUGGUAACGUUGUUACAUCAAUGACAGGAGCCGGGAGGCUAGCGAAGCUCAACCGAUGGACAAGGGUCACUGGGUUUUUUUCUGGGGAAAGAGCGAUUCUCGGCUGCGGGGCUUCGGCCAGCUACAACCAGAUAAGAUUGUUUGGCAACCGAGGCAGCGGCGCUGGCUUCUCGGGGGAAGAUGGGUCGGAGAGCAGCGGGUCUGGGGGAGACGAGUCAGGAGGAGAUGGAGGAACACCGUACAACUCCCCCCAGAUGACAGCUCUCACCCCCAUGCUGGUCCCUGAAGUGUUCCCCAACGUACCACUGAUCGCGGUCAGUAGGAACCCGGUUUUCCCAAGGUUCAUCAAAAUUAUCGAGGUGAAGAACAAAGGGCUUAUGGAUCUUCUGAGGAGAAAAGUCCGACUUGCCCAACCGUACGCUGGAGUGUUCCUGAAGAAAGACGAUGCUAAUGAGACUGAUGUAGUGGAGAGUCUGGAUGCUAUCUACAACACAGGAACUUUUGUACAGAUCCAUGAGAUGCAGGACCUUGGUGACAAGCUGAGGAUGAUUGUUAUGGGCCACAGAAGAAUCCGCAUCACCAAGCAGAUGGAGGUGGAGCCGGAUGAGCCUGCCUCUGCUGCCUCUGAGUCUGCCUCUGUCACUGAAGCAGGGAGCCAGCCCAAUGUCUCACGCCGGAAGCCCAAGAGAAAAGAGCGUAAAGAGCCAGCCAUCUUGGCCGAAACAAUGGAGGAGAAGGUGCAGGAGGCAGACCUGAUAGUAGAGGCGCUCCCGCUGCCCUCCUCUGAUAUCCUUAUGGUGGAGGUAGACAACGUGGUGCACCAACAGUUUGAGGUCUCAGAGGAAGUCAAGGCCCUGACGGCAGAGAUCGUGAAGACCAUCCGUGACAUCAUCGCCCUUAAUCCACUUUACAGAGAGUCUGUUCUUCAGAUGAUGCAGGCUGGGCAGAGAGUAGUGGACAACCCCAUCUAUCUGAGUGACAUGGGAGCCGCUCUCACAGGGGCCGAGUCACACGAGCUGCAGGACGUACUUGAAGAGACCAAUAUUCCCAAACGUCUCUACAAGGCUUUAUCACUUCUGAAGAAAGAAUACGAGCUGAGUAAGCUGCAGCAGCGCCUCGGCAGGGAGGUGGAGGAGAAGAUCAAGUUGACCCACAGGAAGUACCUGCUCCAGGAGCAGCUUAAGAUCAUUAAGAAGGAGCUGGGCCUGGAGAAGGAGGACAAGGAUGCCAUCGAGGAGAAGUUCAGGGAGAGACUGAAGGAGCGCACCGUGCCCCAACACAUCAUGGACGUCAUCAACGAGGAGCUAAAUAAACUUGGCCUGCUGGAUAACCACUCCUCAGAGUUCAAUGUGACCAGGAACUAUCUGGACUGGCUGACCUCGAUGCCCUGGGGAACUAAUAGUGAGGAGAACCUGGAACUCAAACGGGCCAAAGAGGUGCUGGAGGAAGACCAUUAUGGGAUGGACGAUGUCAAGAAACGCAUUCUGGAGUUUAUUGCAGUAAGUCAGCUGAGAGGCUCGACCCAGGGAAAGAUCCUGUGUUUCUAUGGUCCUCCUGGUGUGGGAAAGACCAGUAUCGCCCGCUCCAUCGCCAGAGCACUCAACCGAGAGUAUUUCCGCUUCAGUGUUGGUGGUAUGACUGAUGUCGCUGAAAUCAAAGGCCACAGGAGAACGUAUGUGGGAGCCAUGCCUGGAAAGAUCAUUCAAUGCCUCAAGAAGACAAAGACCGAAAACCCACUGGUCCUUAUUGAUGAGGUUGACAAGAUAGGUCGUGGUUACCAAGGCGACCCAUCUUCAGCUCUGCUGGAGCUUUUGGACCCGGAGCAGAACUUCAACUUCCUGGAUCACUACCUGGAUGUGCCUGUUGACCUGUCCAAGGUUCUGUUCAUCUGCACUGCCAAUGUGACUGACACCAUCCCAGAGCCCCUCAGAGACCGUAUGGAGAUGAUCAACGUGUCUGGAUAUGUGGCCCAGGAGAAACUAGCCAUCGCUGAGAAGUACCUGGUACCUCAGUUGCGUACUCAAUGUGGACUGACUGAGGAUACGACCAACAUCUCCCCAGAGGCUCUGAACCUUCUUAUCAGACAGUACUGCAGAGAGAGUGGAGUCAGGAACCUACAGAAACAAGUGGAGAAGGUGUUCCGGAAAGUGGCGUUCCGUAUAGUGAGUGGGGAGGAGACUGCGGUCCAGGUUACCCCUGACAACCUGCAGGAUUACGUCGGCAAGCCCAUUUUCACUGUGGAUAGAAUGUAUGAUGUCACACCGCCUGGUGUUGUCAUGGGCCUGGCAUGGACAGCCAUGGGUGGCACUACGCUGUUCAUCGAGACGGCCCUGAGACGGCCGCGGGACACUGGGGGUAAGGAUAAGGACGGCCCCAGGGACGGGUCCCUGGAGGUCACAGGGCAGCUGGGAGAUGUGAUGAAGGAGAGCUCUAAGAUCGCCAGUACCUUCGCCAGGACCUUCCUCAUGAAGCAGCAGCCGCACAAUGACUUUUUCUCUGGCGCCCACCUCCAUUUGCACGUCCCUGAGGGUGCUACUCCCAAGGACGGUCCCAGUGCCGGCUGCACCAUCGUCACGGCCCUGCUGUCCCUGGCCACCAGCACGCCAGUGCGAGAGAACGUGGCCAUGACUGGAGAGGUGUCCUUGACCGGAAAGAUCCUGCCUGUGGGAGGAAUCAAGGAGAAGACCAUUGCUGCAAAGCGUGCAGGAGUGACCUGCAUGAUCUUACCAGCAGAGAACAAGAAGGACUUCUCUGACCUGCCAGAGUUCAUCACAGAGGGCCUAGAGGUUCACUUUGUGGAUCAUUACAGCAAGAUGUACCCCAUUGUCUUUCCAUAACAAUGAACACUGAAUUAUGACUCUAUGAAACUGAAAAUGGCACCUGAGCUGCUACCAGUGUUGGGGCCAAUUCAGGAAGAACAAUGAAAUUCCAAUUCUCUUCAAUGUGGAAAAUGUUGAAUUGUAAUUUGUUUUACUUUAAGAAUUGACUGGAAUUAAAAUGGAUUUCACCCCAACCCAGAUGGAUACAACUGGUUAGAUCAGGCAUCCUGAACUAUGAAAGCAGAUUUUUAUUUGGUUGUACAUUCUCACCUGUUAAAAGCCCCACAUCUGACCGUGUGAGACAGCUGUGUCAUGAGUGAAAUGUAUGAUGUAGAAAAUGUCUAAUGUAUAAGUGGGACAUUUGAGAUCUAAGUUGCAUUUCUAAUUACCGAUGUUCACCCCUUAACCUCCCCCACCAUGGUAAACUCCCCAAAACUACAAUCACACAAUGGGUCAUGUCACUGCUACGUAGCCUAGACCCUUUUUAUUGACCAAAUGUUGCAUUUAACUGCUGAUAAAACUUGCAUAUUAUAACUUUA
Molecule: messenger RNA, 3755 nt
Organism: Salvelinus fontinalis (brook trout)
Lineage: Eukaryota; Metazoa; Chordata; Actinopteri; Salmoniformes; Salmonidae
Gene: lonp1
Product: lon peptidase 1, mitochondrial
Exons: 18
Coding region: 196-3234 (1012 amino acids)
Biological process (GO): chaperone-mediated protein complex assembly; protein catabolic process; mitochondrion organization
Cellular component (GO): mitochondrial matrix
Molecular function (GO): ATP-dependent peptidase activity; serine-type endopeptidase activity; single-stranded DNA binding
Source: RefSeq, a predicted model, not a curated record